AUGGCGGAGACACUGAGGCGGGUGCUAAGCACGGGCAGCACGGCUGGGACUUGGGAGGGUAACACCGUUGAGGCCGGACCCCCUUUGCUGCUGAUCGGCGCCCCAGGCUCUGGAAAAACAGCGUUGCUAUUUUCGGCGGCCCUGGAGGUGGCAGGAGAAGGCCGAGGCCCUGUCCUCUUCCUGACCCGGAGGCCUCUUCAGAGCCUGCCUCUCCGUAAGAGAGCAGCACUCGAUCCUUUACGGCUCCAGAAGAUUCGCUUCCAGUACCCACCAUCUACUGGAGAGCUUCUCCGGCUUCUGUGCUCUGCCCAUGAGUCCCAAGGGCCUGUCCCCUCCCUUCUGCUGCUGGAUGGCCUGGAGGAGUACCUAGCAGAAGACCCGGGGUCCCAGGAAGUCGCCUACUUGGCUGCCUUGCUUCUGGAUACAGCAUUCCACUUUAGCCACCGACUGGGAUCCAACCGGGACUGUGGGCUCAUGGUGGCCCUGGAGACCCAAGAAGAAGCAGACAGUGGUGAUGGCCCGCAGCUGGCACUGCUCCAGCGGUAUUUCCCUGCCCAGUGUUGGCUGCAGCCAGAUGCAUCAGGCCCAGGCGAGCAUCGCCUCCGAGUCUGCCUGGAGCCAGGUGGGUUGGGCCCCAGGGCAGAGUGGUCGGUGAUUUUCCAGGCAGAUGGAGAGAUGACCACCCAGCCUACUAACCCCAGCUUCAAUAAGACUUUGAAUGCUGGAGGCCAGCCCUGAGCUCUAGAUGCCUCAGUUUCCCAUUGUGGGAAUACUUACUUUGGAGACAUGCAUAUUCAAAGACUUAAGGAAUAUAAAGUUCUUUUUCUCUUUUAAAACUAGCAUUUAUAGGGACGGGGAGUCUGACUCAGUAGUAGAGCACAUGCCUAGCAUGCUCAGUGCUCUGGGUUCCAUCCCUAGCACCACAAAAAACAAAU
This is a messenger RNA of Castor canadensis (American beaver), 935 nucleotides long. RefSeq names its product SWIM-type zinc finger 7 associated protein 1 (gene Swsap1). Gene Ontology annotation, molecular function: single-stranded DNA binding. Gene Ontology annotation, biological process: double-strand break repair via homologous recombination. Gene Ontology annotation, cellular component: Shu complex. The record is from RefSeq and is a predicted model, not a curated record. Lineage: Eukaryota; Metazoa; Chordata; Mammalia; Rodentia; Castoridae.